CAACAACAUUAGACGACGACGACUACGUAAACGACAACGGCAGCGUUUGAUUAAUUAAUAGCAACAAAAUUGCUGAAAUUUAAGACAACAGCAACAACAAUAACAUAUCCUGGAUAAAUUGAGAGCAUUGUCUAGCCGACUGCUGAAUAACGGUGAGCAGCAGUAAGGGAGAAAGACGAAAUCAAAAGGAGUAGCGCCGUGUAGAGCGCGUGCGCGACAACAAAUCAAAUCAAAUCAAAUUUGUUUGGUAAACACAAAAUAGCAACAUUUUAACUGAAACAAUGGACUUUAUGAUGGCUAAUACGGGCGCCACCGGCGUGGAGACACAGGCGCAGUUGAUGCAGAGCGCUGCCGCGGCAGCUGCCGUUGCAGCCACAAAUGCGGCAGCACCGGUGCAGAGUGCAGCGGCCGUGGCCGCGGCCGCCCAGCUGCAGCAGCAGCAGCAACAGGUGCAGCAGGCGAUACUUCAGGUGCAGCAGCAGCAGACACAGCAAGCGGUUGCCGCAGCAGCCGCCGCCGUCACCCAGCAACUGCAACAGCAACAACAGGCCGUCGUACAGCAGGCCGUCGUGCAGCAGCAACAGCAGCAGGUGCAGGUGCAGCAGCAGGUCCAGCAGCAGGUGCAGCAAGCCAACACGAACGGCAACUCGGGCGGCGCCCAGAACGGCAGCAACGGCAGCACAGAGACGCGCACAAAUCUGAUUGUGAACUACUUGCCACAGACGAUGACGGAGGACGAGAUCCGUUCGCUGUUCAGCAGCGUGGGCGAGAUUGAGUCGGUGAAGCUGAUACGGGACAAAUCGCAGGUCUAUAUCGAUCCGCUCAAUCCGCAAGCGCCCAGCAAGGGCCAGAGUCUCGGCUAUGGCUUUGUCAACUAUGUCCGGCCCCAGGAUGCGGAGCAGGCGGUGAAUGUGCUGAACGGCCUGCGUUUGCAGAAUAAAACGAUUAAGGUGUCCUUUGCGCGACCCUCGUCGGAUGCCAUCAAGGGCGCCAAUCUGUAUGUGUCGGGCCUGCCCAAGACGAUGACCCAGCAGGAAUUGGAGGCCAUCUUUGCGCCAUUCGGUGCGAUCAUCACAUCGCGCAUCCUGCAGAACGCCGGCAACGAUACGCAGACCAAGGGCGUCGGCUUCAUACGCUUCGAUAAGCGCGAGGAGGCAACACGUGCGAUCAUCGCCUUGAACGGCACCACACCCAGCAGCUGCACCGAUCCGAUUGUUGUGAAAUUCUCAAAUACGCCCGGCAGCACCAGCAAGAUCAUUCAGCCCCAAUUGCCCGCAUUCCUCAAUCCGCAGCUGGUGCGACGCAUUGGCGGCGCCAUGCACACGCCGGUGAACAAAGGACUCGCACGCUUCUCCCCGAUGGCCGGCGAUAUGCUCGAUGUGAUGCUCCCCAAUGGACUGGGAGCUGCUGCUGCGGCGGCCACAACGCUGGCCAGCGGACCGGGCGGUGCAUAUCCCAUAUUCAUAUACAAUCUGGCACCCGAAACAGAGGAGGCGGCCCUCUGGCAGCUCUUCGGGCCCUUCGGUGCUGUGCAAUCGGUGAAGAUUGUGAAAGAUCCCACAACGAAUCAGUGCAAGGGCUAUGGCUUUGUCUCCAUGACCAACUACGAUGAGGCAGCCAUGGCCAUACGUGCGCUCAAUGGCUAUACUAUGGGCAAUCGGGUGCUGCAGGUCAGCUUCAAGACCAACAAGGCCAAGUAGACUGCUUCUGCUCUGCUCUCUCUCCCUCUCUCUUUCUCUCUCACUCUCUCCAA
Drosophila arizonae is the source of this 1753-nucleotide messenger RNA. It is a transcript of the gene elav, whose product is annotated as embryonic lethal abnormal vision. Gene Ontology annotation, cellular component: ribonucleoprotein complex. Gene Ontology annotation, molecular function: RNA binding. The record is from RefSeq and is a predicted model, not a curated record. Lineage: Eukaryota; Metazoa; Arthropoda; Insecta; Diptera; Drosophilidae.